Molecule: messenger RNA, 1644 nt
Organism: Mustela erminea (ermine)
Lineage: Eukaryota; Metazoa; Chordata; Mammalia; Carnivora; Mustelidae
Gene: TUFM
Product: Tu translation elongation factor, mitochondrial
Exons: 10
Coding region: 97-1455 (452 amino acids)
Biological process (GO): mitochondrial translational elongation
Cellular component (GO): mitochondrion
Molecular function (GO): GTP binding; translation elongation factor activity; GTPase activity
Source: RefSeq, a predicted model, not a curated record
CACUUCCGCCGGAAAUGACCUCCAGCCGCCCGUGCCCUUUCCUCCUCGCACGCGAGGGCGCCGGGGCCGGGUGCGCGGGGCGCGAGGGCGACCACCAUGGCGGCCGCCGCCCUGCUGCGCGCGACGCCCCUCCUGAGCGGUCUCGGGACCGGGCCAGCCCCGCUGCUGCGGGGCCUCCUGCGGCCGCCGCGGGCCCCGGCGCUGCCCGGCUUGUGCCGGGGGCUGGCCGCGGAGGCCAAGAAGACGUACGUGCGCGACAAGCCGCACGUGAACGUGGGCACCAUCGGCCACGUGGACCACGGCAAGACCACUCUGACCGCGGCCAUCACCAAGAUUUUAGCAGAGGGAGGGGGAGCCAGAUUUAAGAGAUACGAGGAGAUUGACAACGCCCCCGAGGAGCGCGCCCGCGGGAUCACGAUCAAUGCGGCCCACGUGGAGUACAGCACCGCGGCCCGCCACUACGCCCACACGGACUGCCCGGGUCAUGCGGACUACGUUAAGAAUAUGAUCACGGGCACCGCCCCCCUCGAUGGCUGCAUCCUGGUGGUGGCGGCCAAUGACGGCCCGAUGCCCCAGACCCGAGAGCACCUGUUACUGGCCAGACAGAUCGGAGUAGAGCAUGUCGUGGUGUACGUGAACAAGGCGGACGCUGUCCAGGACUCCGAGAUGGUGGAGCUGGUGGAGCUGGAGAUCCGGGAACUGCUCACGGAGUUUGGCUACAAAGGGGAGGAGACCCCGGUCAUCGUAGGCUCUGCCCUCUGUGCCCUUGAGCAACGUGACCCUGAGCUAGGCGUGAAGUCUGUGCAGAAGCUGCUGGAUGCCGUGGACACUUACAUCCCAGUACCCACCCGAGACCUGGAGAAGCCUUUCCUGCUGCCUGUGGAGUCCAUUUACUCCAUUCCUGGCCGGGGCACGGUGGUGACCGGUACACUGGAGCGUGGCAUUUUGAAGAAGGGAGAUGAGUGUGAGUUCCUGGGACACAGCAAGAACAUUCGGUCUGUGGUGACAGGCAUUGAGAUGUUCCACAAGAGUCUGGAGAGGGCAGAGGCAGGCGACAACCUUGGAGCCCUGGUCCGGGGCUUGAAGCGAGAGGACCUGAGGCGUGGCCUGGUCAUGGCCAAGCCCGGGUCCAUCCAGCCGCACCAGAAGGUGGAGGCACAGGUGUACAUCCUCAGCAAGGAGGAGGGCGGCCGCCACAAGCCUUUUGUGUCCCACUUCAUGCCGGUCAUGUUCUCCCUGACCUGGGACAUGGCCUGCCGGGUCAUCCUGCCGCCAGGGAAGGAGCUUGCCAUGCCCGGGGAGGACCUGAAGGUCAGCCUUAUCUUGCGGCAGCCCAUGAUCUUAGAAAAAGGCCAGCGUUUCACCCUGCGCGAUGGCAACCGGACCAUUGGCACUGGCCUGGUCACCGAGACGCCGGCGAUGACCGAGGAGGACAAGAACCUGAAGUGGAGCUGAGUCUGGACUCAACUCAGACUCCACUGAAGGCUGCACUGGCCGGCGUUGUCGCCUGCUACUGCUGCUGCCCCUCCCCAGGGCACGGGCUGCAGCCCAGCCGCGCGCCAGACUGACCCUUCCCCUGGUCAGGAGGGGCCCCGGGGCCUGCUGGGUGAGGUAGGUUCAAUAAACUGUUCUGUGAAUAGCGAG